UCAAUGGUAAUUGAAUGGUCGAUUGGCAAUUUUGUGUAUUGAUUGAAAAAACGAAAUUAAGUUCCAAAAAAAUUCAAUUGUUCCCGAAAUACCCUCCUUCUCCUACUGCUGCUAUAUAUAUCGAUUAUAAUCGAUAUUUGUUGUUCAUCAUUUUUUUUAUCGAACAUAUUCAUUCCUGCGAUAAUUUCGAUAUAGUUCCAUAAUGAGUCAUCAUCAUCAUCAUCAUCAUCAAGAACGUUAUGAAGUUUCACUUUAUAUCUAUGAUCUAUCCAAAGGGAUGGCACGAUCAUUAUCGACAUUGUUUUUAGGUCGUGAAAUUCCGGCCAUUUGGCAUACGGCCAUUGUUGUAUAUGACCGUGAAUAUUUUUUCGGUGGUCGUGGAAUUGAAAGCUGUAUUGCUGGUUCAAGCCAAUUAGGUGAACCGGAUCAGAUAUUAGCAUUGGGUCAUACAGAAGUAUCGUACAAUCUAUUUCUUGAAUAUCUUUUCUCAAUGGGUGAAUCAACAUUUUCACCUAGUUCAUAUCAAAUAUUUGAAAAUAAUUGUAAUAAUUUUUCAAAUGAAAUUGCCCUAUUUCUUACUGGUAAUGGCAUUCCGGAUGAGAUAUUGAACUUACCAAAUGAUUUUCUUUCCACGCCACUUGGGCAAACAUUACAACAAUAUUUGAAUACAUUAACAAUACGGCCAAAAGGUUCUGGUGUACGUUUCUAUAAUCCGGACGUUUGUGAAGAUAAUAAUAAUAAUAAUAAUCAUCCGAAACAAAUUUCAACGGAUUCAUCAAUAUCUACGACAAUAUCGAAAUCUGUUUCUGAUCAUAAUAACGAAAUACCGACAUCAACAUCAUCACAAAACAAAUUAAAAAUGUCGGAUGAUCAAUUGGUGGAAAAUUUUCCAAAUAAUAAUGGUGAAAAUAUUAAUAAUGAUGAUGAUGAUGAUGGUGAUGAUAAAGCCAUUGGUGAUAAAUUUACAACAUCAACAUCAAGACGUUCGUAUAAAUAUGAAGAUCCACCAAUUGUAUUCAAAGAUAUUGAUGGACUUGCAGCCAUUCGUAAAGUAGAAGAAAUGGUAUUUACAAUGUUGAAUCCACAACAACAACAAUGUCUGAAAGAAAUUGAUGAAUAUCUACAAUCAGAAUCAGGUGCCUGGGCUAUCGGUGAUGAACAUUUGGAUCUUAUCGCCUAUUUACUCAAUGGUGGUGAUGGAAAAUUUGCACCAAAUGUAACAUUAUUAACAUUAGAAGUGUUACAAGCAGCAUCAUUAAAAGAAGAUGUUGUUUUGAUUCUACAUCAGGAUCGUAAAGAUCAUCGUAUAAUGAGCUAUAUAAAUCGUAUUGAAAAUUUAACACUUGCCGAACAAGAAGAAAUUGUUAAAUUGUUAUGUAAUCUUUGUGGACAACCAUCAACAAUCGAUUGGCUAAUGUAUAUUAGUGAAUGGUGUGAAGAAAAUGGACAUCCAAAUAGUAAUUCACGUGUUACAAUUCGUGCAGCGGUACAUACAUUGCUCAAUGAUCAACUAACAACAUUACAACGUAAUGGUGUUUAUCUUAUCUAUAAUCUAUCAUUGAAAGAAGUUUUCGAAGACGUAUCAAUUGAAUUGGCUACAGCUGUAUUGCAAUAUAUGCAUAGUGAUCUACCAGAUGAUCAAGCAUUGCUUAGCUUGACGGCUAUUACAAGAUUUAUUGAAAUUAGUCCAACAGAUGUACCGGCAUUGAUUAAAAUGCUUGGACCCGAUCUAAAUAAAUAUAAAGGAAAAAAUGAAAAAAUGGAUAAAUUAUUAGCAAUGAUUGAUGAAAAAGUAGCUAAAUUACCAUCAUUUUCUUGAAGAUAAGUGUGUUUGCGUGUCACAAUAACAGCUUGUGUGUGUGUGUGUUUUUCUAUUUACUUAUAUGAUUGAAUUUGAAUCAAACAAUCAAAUUAUUAUUAUCCAUUCAUACUAUUUGAAUACAAUU
Messenger RNA from Dermatophagoides farinae (American house dust mite), 1946 nucleotides. RefSeq lists its product as uncharacterized. The record is from RefSeq and is a predicted model, not a curated record. Gene Ontology annotation, molecular function: peptidase activity. Gene Ontology annotation, biological process: protein modification by small protein removal. Lineage: Eukaryota; Metazoa; Arthropoda; Arachnida; Sarcoptiformes; Pyroglyphidae.